This is a messenger RNA of Engraulis encrasicolus (European anchovy), 1879 nucleotides long. It is a transcript of the gene f2rl2, whose product is annotated as coagulation factor II (thrombin) receptor-like 2. NCBI's taxonomy places the organism in Eukaryota, Metazoa, Chordata, Actinopteri, Clupeiformes, Engraulidae. Gene Ontology annotation, molecular function: oxysterol binding; thrombin-activated receptor activity. The record is from RefSeq and is a predicted model, not a curated record. The transcript is spliced from 2 exons. Gene Ontology annotation, cellular component: membrane. Gene Ontology annotation, biological process: blood coagulation; thrombin-activated receptor signaling pathway. Bases 189 to 1337 code for a protein of 382 amino acids.
GCAGCGGAGAGCUAUUGGAGUGUCACAAAAGGUGGGAGAGAGAGAGAGAGCAGGGAGAGAAAAGCGCUCACAAAAACAUUACGCGACAGUACUAGGACGACCUGAGAGGAUAUUUCAAAAAGACGGGGGAAAUGAGGAUGUAAAGCAAACUAAGUCUGGAAGAUAACAUUACCUCAAGAGAAAAAGAUAUGAGGAAAUCACUGCUGGUUCUUCUGAUAGCGCUUGUGUUACCGACGCUCUCUAUUCAAGAUAAAGACAAACAGCGGCAGCGAAAUGCCAAGACCAACUCCAGCAACUGCCCCCUCCACCCGAGAACCUUCAAUGGGCGCAGGAUGACCUCCGGCUCCAGUGGGCACCACAACAACAACAACUGCACGGGGGGCAGCAAUGCCAGCCAAGCACCGGAGCUGGAGGUGGAGUACCAGCAUGCCAAGGACUACCUGACGGGCAUGGUGAGCACCAGGCUGCUUCCUGCAGCCUAUCUGCUGGCCAUGGCGGUGGGCAUCCCUUGUAACAUGUUUAUCUUGGCGUGCCUGAGCGGGCGCACCAAGACCUGCUCUGGCGCGGUGCUCUACCUCAGCCUGGCCGCCUCAGACCUGCUCCUGCUGCUGACGCUGACUCUGCGCGUGCACUACCACUUCCUGGGCAACAACUGGGUGUUCGGCGAGGUGGCCUGCCGCGUCACCACCGCCUGCUUCUAUGGCAACGUGUACUGCUCGGUGCUGGCGCUCAUGUCCAUCAGUGUGAUGCGCUACCUGGCGGUGGCGAGGCCCUUCCUCUACAAGGCGCUGCCCAAGCGCUGCUGCACCCUGGUGGCCGUCGUCGCCAUGUGGCUGGCGUGCGGCUUCGCCAUGGUGCCCGAGCUGCUGGUGCGCCACACCUACCGGCUGCCCCAGCUGGGCAUCACCACCUGCCACGACGUGCUGCCCUACGACGAGGAGGCCUACGCCUUCCUGGUGCCCUACCGGCUAGGCAUGAUCGUGCUGGGCAUGGCGCUGCCCGCCGUGGUCGUGGCGUUCUCCUACGGGUCGAUUGUGCACCACUUGGGCCGCUCCAGCUGCGACUGGUCGCUGUACGUGCGCGCCAGCAGCAUCAUCUUUGUCAUCUUUGUUCUGAGCUUCACGCCCAGCGCCGUGGUGCACCUCCUGCACUACAUCAAGCUCUACACCACCCAGCAGGACCACUUCUACGCCCUCUUCAACGUCUGCGUCUGCCUGUGCUGCUUCCACAGCUGCCUGGACCCCGUGCUCUCCUACGUCCUGUCCCGGACCACCAACUCCAGCCUGCACUUUGUCAGCUUCAGGAAGAAGCCCGCCGAGUUGGCCGUCUUUGUGUGACCCUUGGUGGGGGAAGAUUACCCUCAGGGACAUUAGUUCUAAUGUUUGGCUUUCAAGUGCGGAUGCAGUGGGUGGGCCAACAUGACCACUUGUCUUGGACAACAUGCGUCUGGGCUGUGGAACCCCGUGUUCUUGGCUAUUGUAGGAAACCAAAACAAGCCACACAACAAACAAGUACAGACGACGUCAAGAACAAAAUGACUGCUUCUGUUUGGGCUUGAUAAAAUAGUUCAUCCAACUCAGCAUAGCGAUAUACUGCCAGAGGACAGCGUGGCUCGGUACUUUUAUGAAGAGACAGGUUUAAGCAAGCACACAGUGUAAGGCUCUCAGCCUUAAAUCCUUCUGUCAACAUUCCUUGAACUGUAAUUAGCUGUCCAGCUAGUACCUUAGGGUGAGUGUUCUCAUCUGGCUCUUUAAAUGUAAUGAAUAGGUGUACAUUACUAUUGUAAAUAUGUCAAUCUCCUGUAGUGAGCUGUCUUUUAUAGUGUGUGUGUGUGUGUGUGUGUGUGUGUGUGUGUGUGUGUGUGUGUGUGUGUGUGUGU